Mercurialis annua (annual mercury) is the source of this 1155-nucleotide messenger RNA. RefSeq names its product E3 ubiquitin-protein ligase RZFP34. The transcript has 12 exons. Gene Ontology annotation, biological process: ubiquitin-dependent protein catabolic process; protein ubiquitination. Gene Ontology annotation, cellular component: nucleus. Gene Ontology annotation, molecular function: zinc ion binding; ubiquitin protein ligase activity. The record is from RefSeq and is a predicted model, not a curated record. Bases 85 to 984 code for a protein of 299 amino acids. NCBI's taxonomy places the organism in Eukaryota, Viridiplantae, Streptophyta, Magnoliopsida, Malpighiales, Euphorbiaceae.
CAUUAAAAGGCACACUUUCCUCAUUAUUUUUCGAGUAAGACAAGCACCCAUUUCUUGAACAUUUUUGUCUGUAAUUUGAAAAAAAUGGCGACUGAAUUUGAUGCACAAUCCAGUUUCAUUCAAUUUCAAGAUUUCGAACCAGCUUUGACAGAGGUCGAGAUUGGGAAUCAUGGGUGUUCUCAUUACAAGAGAAGAUGCAAAAUCAAAGCACCUUGUUGCAGUGAGAUUUUUGAUUGUAGGCAUUGUCAUAAUGAAGCUAAGAAUUCAUUGGAAACUAAUCCUCUUGAUCGACAUGAUAUUCCACGUCAUGAAGUCACAAAGGUCAUAUGCUCCAUUUGUAGCACAGAACAAGAUGUUCAGCAGAAUUGCAUAAAUUGUGGGGUUUGCAUGGGGAAAUACUUUUGUGAAAAGUGCAAAUUCUUUGAUGAUGAUGUUGCUAAAGAUCAGUACCACUGUGAUGAAUGUGGAAUUUGCAGAACUGGUGGCAAAGAAAAUUUCUUCCACUGUAAAAAAUGUGGAUGCUGUUAUUCGAAUAUAUUGAAAGACACUCACCGUUGCGUGGAGAGAGCAAUGCACCAUAAUUGCCCUGUUUGCUUUGAGUUUCUGUUUGACACUAUGAAAGAUAUAACUGUUCUACCUUGUGGACAUACUAUACAUUUGGAUUGUGUUAAAGAGAUGGAGCAACAUUAUAGGUACUCAUGUCCAGUCUGCUCUAAGUCCAUAUGUGACAUGUCCAAAUUGUGGAGAAAGCUUGAUCAAGAGAUUUCUACAACUCCAAUGCCAGAAAUUUACCAAAACAAGAUGGUUUGGAUACUCUGCAAUGAUUGUGGUGUAAACUCGAAUGUUCAGUUCCAUAUAGUUGCACAUAAAUGCAUAAACUGCAAGUCGUACAAUACUAGACAGACACGAGGAGACUCAACUGCCUCAGGACAUACUCGAGGAGACUCGACGUGCACAUCGGAGAUGGCCGAGAUGGUGAGAUGACAAAAGAUUGGCCAUCUUGUCUUUGCAUCUAACUGGAAAUUCGUAUAUUAAGUAGUUCGCCAGUCCUUCAUUUCUAUUAAUAUAUUUAUGUAUAUUAAUAUAAUGUGAAUUGGAUAAUAUUUUGCAAGUUCCGAGUGAAAUAUCGAACAAAGGAUCAAUUCACCCUCUCAA